CGCCCCAACCUAAUCCGUCAGAUCUCUUCCGUUCCGUGAUCUGCCCCGUUCAUCUUCUCACAAGUCCUCGUCUUCGAUCCCAACACCGGCGGCGGAAGCGACCAAGAGGACGACAGCAAGCCGGCGGAGACUGCUCCCUCGGCGAUCGCCGGACCACCUUCAAGAUGGUGCUGCUGCAGUCAGAUCCGUUCCUGAGCGAGCUGACCAACAUGUACGAGCGGAGCACGGAGAAGGGCUCCGUCUGGGUCACCAUGAAGCGAUCGUCGAUGAAGUGCGAGGCUAGGUUGAAGAAGAUGGCCAACAAGGGGGAGGAGGUGGAGUACCGCUGCCUCGUCCGCGCCACCGAUGGCAAGAAAAACAUCUCCACCGCGCUGUCCGCAAAGGAUUACCUCAAAUUCCAAGCUUCGUAUGCCCUAGUUCUUAAAUCCCAUAUGCAUGCUCUGAAGAAGAGGGAGAGGAAGGAAAAGAAGAGGGUCGUUGAGCCAGAGAAGAUACCCGAGAAGGAACCGAAGAAGCCAAAGAAAUCGUCGAAGAAAUCUGCAGUGUCUAAGUAGAGAGGUACUUACAGAAUUUAGCGAGACCUUUUUCGCCCACAGCAAGACUAGUCUGAGUGUCAUCAAGAUGUUACCAUCCGUUUUACCCUAAUCCCUGUUUGCGGGAUGAAAGCCUGUGAAUACCUAGAGAUGCAUCGUCGCUUGGCAUUUUUGAAACAUCGUUUUGCUCUGGUUGUAAGCCAGCUUGGCAUUUUCUGGAUGGCGUCGUAGAAGAGUUAUUCCUUUCGAAAUGGUAGGUCUGGCCAUCAACAUUUUAGUUUGCUAUGCUUGAUUGAUAUGUUGGUAUUGGGCCCAGGAUAUAGGUUGCAAAAGAAUGCGGAAUUUCUGGUGAUA
This is a messenger RNA of Lolium perenne, 887 nucleotides long. RefSeq names its product signal recognition particle 14 kDa protein. Lineage: Eukaryota; Viridiplantae; Streptophyta; Magnoliopsida; Poales; Poaceae. Gene Ontology annotation, molecular function: 7S RNA binding; endoplasmic reticulum signal sequence receptor activity. Gene Ontology annotation, cellular component: signal recognition particle, endoplasmic reticulum targeting. The record is from RefSeq and is a predicted model, not a curated record. Gene Ontology annotation, biological process: SRP-dependent cotranslational protein targeting to membrane.